AUGGGUAUCGAUCUCGACCGCCACCACGUGCGCAGCACUCACCGCAAGGCUCCCAAGAGCGACAAUGUGUACCUUAAGCUCCUCGUGAAGCUUUACCGCUUCUUGACCCGUCGCACCGACGCCAGCUUCAACAAGGUCAUCCUGCGCCGUCUCUUCAUGUCGCGCAUCAACCGCCCUCCCGUCUCCAUCUCCCGCAUUGUCGGCAACCUGGACAAGGAGGACAAGCGCACCAUCGUCAUUGUCGGCACCGUCACUGACGACAACCGUCUCCUGACCGUCCCUAAGCUGACCGUCGCCGCCCUGCGCUUCACCGCCACCGCCCGCGCUCGCAUCAUUGCCGCCGGCGGCGAGGCCAUCACCCUCGACCAGCUUGCUCUCCGCGCCCCUACCGGCAGCAACACCCUGCUGCUCCGCGGACCCAAGAACUCCCGUGAGGCCGUCAAGCACUUUGGCUUCGGUCCCCACAAGCACAAGAAGCCCUACGUCGAGUCCAAGGGCCGCAAGUUCGAGAAGGCCCGUGGUCGCAGACGCUCCCGCGGCUUCAAGGUCUAA
Messenger RNA from Colletotrichum higginsianum IMI 349063, 552 nucleotides. RefSeq names its product Eukaryotic ribosomal protein L18. Gene Ontology annotation, molecular function: structural constituent of ribosome; RNA binding. NCBI's taxonomy places the organism in Eukaryota, Fungi, Ascomycota, Sordariomycetes, Glomerellales, Glomerellaceae. The transcript has 4 exons. The record is from RefSeq and is a predicted model, not a curated record. Gene Ontology annotation, cellular component: cytosolic large ribosomal subunit; ribosome. Bases 1 to 552 code for a protein of 183 amino acids. Gene Ontology annotation, biological process: translation.